AUGGUUCAACAUGCCAAGACAAUGGAAAAGAUAACAGCAAAAUACCCUCUCAAUAAAGUCGACGUGAAAGCAUUUUCACUACCCGCCGGUAGCAUGUCCAUCAACAAAGACAACCUCUUCUUGGGACAAUUACCCAACCGUAUCAUCGUUGGAUUUGUGGACACCGAUGCCUAUAACGGUAUCUAUACAAAAAAUCCAUAUAACUUCAAACAUCUGAACCUCAACUUCAUUUCCAUCACGGUGGACAGUGAAACAGUGCCUAUGCGACCUCUACGUCCAAACUUCAAAGAGGGAACGGGACAGAAUUACAUUCACGCUUACAAUUCACUCUUUAUGGGGACGAACAGGCUGUUUACAGACAAAGGACUGGAUAUCGAUCGAGAAGAAUACAUAGGCGGGUAUACCCUCUUUGCAUUCGACCUUACGCCAGAUCUUUCAGAUGGAUGUCACCUCAAUCUUAUCAGACAGGGAAAUCUACGUCUAGAACUACAAUUUGAAGCCCCCCUCCUGAACACCGUCAACUGUAUCGUCUACUCGGAAGGCCAGGGACUCAUACAAAUAGACAAAGCCCGGAACAUCAUCUACGAUUGA
Messenger RNA from Lytechinus variegatus (green sea urchin), 591 nucleotides. RefSeq lists its product as uncharacterized. Gene Ontology annotation, biological process: deoxyribonucleotide biosynthetic process. Bases 1 to 591 code for a protein of 196 amino acids. Lineage: Eukaryota; Metazoa; Echinodermata; Echinoidea; Temnopleuroida; Toxopneustidae. The record is from RefSeq and is a predicted model, not a curated record. Gene Ontology annotation, cellular component: cytosol. The transcript has a single exon. Gene Ontology annotation, molecular function: ribonucleoside-diphosphate reductase activity, thioredoxin disulfide as acceptor.